Kwoniella botswanensis is the source of this 2478-nucleotide messenger RNA. RefSeq lists its product as uncharacterized. Gene Ontology annotation, cellular component: membrane. The transcript has 10 exons. The coding region runs from base 1 to 2478 and encodes 825 amino acids. Gene Ontology annotation, biological process: post-translational protein modification. The record is from RefSeq and is a predicted model, not a curated record. Gene Ontology annotation, molecular function: dolichyl-diphosphooligosaccharide-protein glycotransferase activity. NCBI's taxonomy places the organism in Eukaryota, Fungi, Basidiomycota, Tremellomycetes, Tremellales, Cryptococcaceae.
AUGGCACCCAAAGCCAAAUCACCAUCUGGGACACCACUCAAGACCACCCCUCUCUCCACUCCCCUACCCAGAAAAGCAUCUGCGGAUAUCCUAUCUAAAUCAUCUUUAGCAGUUGACGAUGAACCACUACCGUCUGGAAGGACCACACCCAAAGUCAGGAAACUAGCUUAUCCCUUACCAACGCAUAUCUCACCUACUACCAUCAACAACACCGAAUCGUUAUUGAGGUUCAUCAUCCUGGCGUUGAUAUGUGGUGCUGCUAUUGGAAGUAGGCUGUUUGCUGUGAUUAGGUUUGAAAGUGUUAUUCAUGAAUUCGAUCCAUGGUUCAACUAUCGAGCAUCCAAAGUGCUCGUGAACAAGGGAUUCUACGAAUUCUGGAAUUGGUUUGACCCCACAGCAUGGUAUCCCCUAGGUCGAACUGUCGGUACGACACUGUAUCCAGGACUGAUGGUCACUGCAGGAUUGAUUUGGCAUUUUUUGAGAUUGAUCAAUAUGCCAGUAGAUAUAAGGAAUGUUUGUGUGAUGCUCGCUCCUGGUUUUGCAGGAUUGACAGCUUGGACUACGUAUCUAUUCACCACUGAGAUGUCUACUCCAUCUGCCGGUCUCCUCGCCGCCGCUUUCAUCGGUAUCGCCCCAGGAUACAUCUCCCGUUCGGUCGCUGGUUCAUACGAUAAUGAAGCGAUCGCCAUCUUCUUGCUCAUGGGCGCAUUCUACUCGUGGAUUAAAGCUAUGAAGACAGGAAGUGCUCUCUGGGGUAUGGUGACUGCUCUUUUCUACGGUUGGAUGGUAGCUGCCUGGGGUGGUUACGUGUUUAUUACCAAUAUGAUUCCCUUACACGCUUUCGUUCUCAUCCUCAUGGGAAGAUUCAACAACCGACUCUACACCGCCUACUCCUCAUGGUACGUUAUCGGUACGAUCUCCUCUAUGCAAGUCCCCUUUGUCGAGUUCCUUCCAAUUCGAACUUCCGAACACAUGGCCGCGUUAGGUGUGUUCGGCUUGCUUCAACUCAUCGCCUUUGUCGAGAUUGUACGAAGACUUGUCCCCGGUAAACAGUUCCAACUCUUACUCAGAGCUUUCGUCGUCUUGGUUUUCGUGGUCAGUUUCGCCGCGUUGGUAGUCCUGACCUUUUCAGGUUGGAUCGCACCAUUCGCUGGUCGAUUCUACUCUCUUUGGGAUACUGGAUAUGCCAAAGUGCACAUGCCUAUCAUCGCAUCCGUCUCCGAACAUCAGCCCACCGCUUGGCCAUCGUUCUUCUUCGAUCUUGAAAUGCUCAUCUUCUUCUUCCCUGCUGGUGUCUUCUGGUGUUUCAAGGAACUCCGAGACGAGCAAAUCUUCAUCAUCAUCUAUGCCACUCUCUCCGCCUACUUUGCAGGUGUGAUGGUCCGAUUGAUGCUCGUUAUCACUCCCGUUGUCUGUGUGGCAGCUGCCAUCGCAUUUUCCAAACUCCUUGAAGCGUACAUCGACCCUGUCAUCCCUGAAUCUGAAGAAGAGUUGGAAGAAGCUACCGCACAUCAACCCAUGUCUAAAGCCAAAGCCAAAAAGAUCGCCGCCGCCCAACAGAAUAAAUCCGAAUUCAACUUUACCGGUAUACUUGGCGGUAAAGGUGAAAAGGGAGUGUUCGGUCUCGACACCCGAUUCGCCGUCGUAUCUGUCUUAUCGCUAUUUUUGUUCCUUUUCGUCUAUCAUUGUACUUGGGUGACAUCUUCAGCAUAUUCCUCACCUUCCGUUGUACUCGCAUCAAGGAACCCCGAUGGAUCGCAGAAUAUAAUUGAUGAUUUCCGAGAAGCUUAUUAUUGGAUUCGACAAAAUACCGAAAAGGAUUCAGUCGUAAUGUCAUGGUGGGAUUACGGAUAUCAAAUUGCAGGAAUGGCCGAUCGACCCACCCUGGUAGAUAACAAUACAUGGAAUAAUACUCAUAUUGCGACAGUUGGAAAAGCAAUGUCAUCGAAUGAAGAUGCCGCCUAUCCAAUUUUAAGGAAACAUGAUGUAGAUUAUGUAUUGGUGAUAUUCGGUGGAUUGUUGGGAUACUCUGGAGAUGAUAUCAACAAGUUCUUAUGGAUGGUCAGGAUCGCCCAGGGAGAAUGGCCAGAUGAAGUUCAGGAACAUAAUUAUUUCACUCAGAGGGGUGAAUAUGCUGUCGAUGAGAGAGCUACACCAACUAUGAAGAAUUCGUUGAUGUACAAGAUGAGUUAUUACAGAUUCCACGAAUUAUUCGGUGGACACCCAGCUCAAGAUAGAGUGAGAGGUCAACAAAUCCCUUCGACAGGUAUUCAACUUGAUACUUUAGACGAAGCAUUCACAUCUGAAAAUUGGAUUGUGAGGAUAUAUAAAGUCAAGAAAGAAGAUCCGAUAGGUAGAGAAUUGAAAGCUGUAUCUUCCUUUGAAGGAGGAAAGAAAUUGAAGAAAUCGGCUAGUUCAAGUAAUGCUGCGUUGGCUAGUGGGGCAGGAGGAGGAAGGAAAUCAAGACCUAACAUGUGA